Molecule: messenger RNA, 1008 nt
Organism: Alternaria arborescens
Lineage: Eukaryota; Fungi; Ascomycota; Dothideomycetes; Pleosporales; Pleosporaceae
Exons: 3
Coding region: 1-1008 (335 amino acids)
Source: RefSeq, a predicted model, not a curated record
AUGUCUUCCAAAACGCCCCUCGACGUCGUCUUCGGCUGUAUGACCUUUGGCCGCGAAGGCGAAGAACAAGUCCGUACUUCAAGUCUAGAUGACUGCGCGGCUAUCCUAGAUACUUUCCAGUCCUACGGCCAUAGCGAAGUCGAUACCAGUCGUUUCUAUGGAGAUGGUUCAUCAGAAGAGUACCUCCAGAAGCUAGACUGGCAGAAAAGAGGCCUGACAAUGGACACAAAGUUCUUCCCUAAUGUUCCUGGUCUUUUUGGCCGUCCUCAAACACACUCCAGAUUAGAGGAUAUGCGCAAGAGCUUAGACGAGAGUCUGACUGCUCUUGGAGGAAAGCAGGUAGAUCUGUGGUAUCUCCAUGCACCUGAUCGUACAGUACCACUUGAGGAGACGGCCAAAGCCGUCAAUGAUCUGCUCAAAGAGGGGAAAUUCAGGAGAUGGGGCGUGAGUAACUUCAUGUCUUGGGAAGUGGCUGCACUCUGUGAAAUUUGCAAAGCAAACGGAUACCAAUUGCCCAGUGUAUACCAAGGCGUGUACAAUGCCCUCCAUCGCAGUAUUGAACACGAACUUCUCCCUUGUUUGCGAAAAUACAACAUGUCCUUCUACGCGUUCAAUCCGCUAGCAGGCGGAUGGUUAACCUCGCGUUACAAGCGCGAUACGCAGGAUAGCACAAUCGAGUCUGGCAGUCGCUUCGAUCCAAACCGUAUGCAAGGAAAGAUGUACCGCGCGCGAUAUUGGAAUGACGAGUUCUUCACAGCCAUCGAGGGGUUGCGUACCGAGCUACCUAAUGGCCAAACAGAGAGCGAGACCGCGCUGAGGUGGAUGAUGCAUCAUAGCCAACUUAAGAAGGACUAUGGGGACAAGGUCAUCAUUGGAGCUAGCAGUAAGAAGCAACUGGAGAUGAAUCUCGUUGACUUUGAGAAGGGUCCAUUGGAUGAGAGCGUUGUGAAAGCAUUGGAUCAAGGUUGGGCUGGUACUCGUGGGGUGAUUUGGAAGUACUUUCAUUAG